Messenger RNA from Debaryomyces tyrocola, 213 nucleotides. The record is from the annotation of a GenBank genome assembly. Lineage: Eukaryota; Fungi; Ascomycota; Pichiomycetes; Serinales; Debaryomycetaceae.
AUGACUGCCCUGAAGGAUUCGACAAGGUAUAUUGGUAAUUCUCUAAAUGUUUUAUCCAAAUUAGUUGAAUCCGAUACCGAAAUUUCUACUAUUGAUUUGAAUAUAAUUGAAAAUUUAAAUACCAACCAAUCUUUAAAUUACAUAAAAUUAGAACAGAAACUCAAUAAUUUGGAAGAUAAUGCUAAUAGUUUGGAAGGUUUAAGUAAGUAUUAA